This is a messenger RNA of Mustela erminea (ermine), 5249 nucleotides long. It is a transcript of the gene TIPARP, whose product is annotated as TCDD inducible poly(ADP-ribose) polymerase. Lineage: Eukaryota; Metazoa; Chordata; Mammalia; Carnivora; Mustelidae. The transcript is spliced from 6 exons. The record is from RefSeq and is a predicted model, not a curated record. Bases 276 to 2249 code for a protein of 657 amino acids. Gene Ontology annotation, molecular function: metal ion binding; NAD+ poly-ADP-ribosyltransferase activity.
UAAAGCAGAGCUCCCGGUGACAGGCGAGAGAGCUGGUUCGGCAGUGCGGUCGCGGCUUUCUGCACUCCCGGCGGCGGAAUGGCCCGUGCGCUGCUCGUCGCGUCUCCGGCCUGCGACCCUUAGACGCCCAAGCCCGCUCUCCGCGCCAAUCCUCCCGCGCGGACGCUACCAGCGAGCCGGCGGUGCGGCGGCGACUCGGCUCCUGCGGUCGCUUCUCUCAGGCUGCUCGAUCAGGAUUUUUAGACUCUGAGGAAGAAUUGGAGCUAAUCCACACCAUGGAAAUGGAAACCACCGAACCUGAGCCAGACUGUGUAGUGCAGCCUCCCUCUCCUCCUGAUGAUUUUUCAUGCCAAAUGAGACUGUCUGAGAAGAUCACUCCAUUGAAGACUUGUUUUAAGAAAAAGGAGCAAAAGAGAUUGGGAACUGGAACCCUGAGGUCUUUGAGGCCCAUUUUAAAUACUUUGCUAGAAUCUGGAUCACUUGAUGGUGUUUUCAGAUCUAGAAACCAGAGUGCAGAUGAGAGCAGCUUACAUGAACCUAUUGUGAAAAAACCCCUGGAAAUCAGUCCGUCAUGUCCACCAGCAGAAAAUAGUAUGUCUGUUCUGAUUCCUGAUGGGACAAGUGUUGGGGGCCAAAUACCAGAAGCCCAUCCUUCCACUGAUGCUCCAGAACAAGUGGUUCCAAUCCAGGAUCAUAGCUUUCCACCUGAAACUCUUAGUGGGACGGUGGCAGAUUCUACAGCAGGGCACUUCCAGACUGACCUUUUGCAUUCAGUUUCAAGUGAUGUUCCUGCUAGUCCUGACUGCAUAGACAAAGUUAUGGAUUACAUUCCAGGGGUUUUCCAAGACAAUAGUUUUACAAUCCAAUACAUUUUGGACACCAGUGAUAAGUUGAGUACUGAGCUCUUUCAGGACAAAAGUGAAGAGGCUUCCCUUGACCUUGUGUUUGAGCUGGUAAACCAGCUACAGUACCAUACUCACCAGGAGAACGGAAUUGAAAUUUGCAUGGACUUUUUGCAAGGCACUUGUAUUUAUGGCAGGGAUUGUUUGAAGCACCACACGGUCUUGCCAUAUCAUUGGCAGAUCAAGAGGACAACUACUCAAAAGUGGCAGAGUGUAUCCACUGAUUCCCAGGAGCACUUGGAAAGAUUUUACUGUAAUCCAGAGAAUGAUAGAAUGAGAAUGAAGUAUGGAGGACAAGAAUUUUGGGCAGAUUUGAAUGCCAUGAAUGUGUAUGAAACAACUGAAUUUGACCAACUACGAAGGCUGUCCACACCACCCUCUAGCAAUGUAAACUCUAUUUACCACACAGUCUGGAAGUUCUUCUGUAGGGACCACUUUGGAUGGAGAGAGUAUCCUGAGUCUGUUAUUCGACUGAUUGAAGAAGCCAACUCUCGAGGUCUGAAAGAGGUCCGAUUUAUGAUGUGGAACAACCACUACAUUCUUCACAACUCAUUCUUCAGGAGAGAAAUAAAAAGGAGACCCCUCUUCCGCUCCUGUUUUACACUGCUUCCAUAUUUACAGACACUUGGUGGUGUUCCCACACAGGCUCCUCCGCCUCUUGAAGCAACUUCAUCAUCACAGAUCAUCUGCCCUGAUGGGGUCACCUCAGCAAACUUUUACCCUGAAACUUGGAUUUAUAUGCAUCCAUCUCAGGACUUCAUCCAAGUGCCUGUUUCUGUAGAGGACAAAAGUUAUCGAAUCAUCUAUAAUCUUUUUCAUAAGACUGUGCCUGAGUUUAAAUAUAGAAUUUUGCAAAUACUGAGAGUCCAAAACCAGUUUCUUUGGGAGAAAUAUAAAAGGAAAAAGGAAUAUAUGAACAGGAAAAUGUUUGGCCGUGACAGGAUAAUCAAUGAGAGACAUUUAUUUCAUGGAACAUCCCAGGAUGUGGUAGAUGGAAUCUGCAAGCACAACUUUGACCCUCGAGUCUGUGGAAAGCAUGCUACAAUGUUUGGACAAGGCAGUUAUUUUGCAAAGAAGGCAAGCUAUUCUCAUAACUUUUCUAAGAAGUCCUCCAAAGGAGUCCAUUUCAUGUUUCUGGCCAAAGUGCUAACUGGCAGAUACACGAUGGGCAGUCAUGGAAUGAGAAGACCCCCUCCUGUCAAUCCGGGCAGUGUUACCAGUGACCUGUAUGACUCUUGUGUGGAUAAUUUCUUUGAGCCUCAGAUUUUUGUCAUUUUUAAUGAUGAUCAGAGUUACCCUUAUUUUGUUAUCCAAUAUGAAGAAGUCAGUAACACUGUUUCCAUUUGAAAAAUCUUGGUACUGCUAAAUUAUUCGAUACGAACUCAAUCCAGCAUUUGUAGCAGGUUUUGGAUGGGUGGGACAGAGUGGGGAACAGCAUUGGACAUUAAUAGGGCACUUUUAAGACCCAUUUUUUAAGUGCUAGAAAGUGAAAAAUUUUUUAAAGAAAAACACGAGUUUUAAAAUGACCACUUAUUCUUUAAUUAUUUACUAAUUGUUGUUAGUGUACUCAGUGUGGAAAAGACUACAGAUUGCCUACUCUUUUUAUUCACACUUGUACAUAUAGGCAGCAAUGGUAUUAGAAGCAUUUUUAAAAAGAAACUGAACAGCCUAACCAAUUAAAUGUGACUUAAGCCUGGUAGAAGUUUGGCCAAAUGAAAUGGAGGCUGUGAGCAAAGUGAGGAUUCUGUUAUUUAAAAUGAUAAAACAACUGGAGCUAAUACUACCAUACUUACUCCCUGUCCAAAGCAUCACUUACGGUGUAGGAUAAGUUCAUGAAAUUCUGGUGGGUGGAAGGAAGUUUUUAUCCUAGCAGCAGAACUGAAAUAUAUCACCCAAGCAGAGAGCAUUGGUGACUUUAACUGUUCUGCAGAAUUUGCCUGAGGAUUCAGAGGAAGUAAAAAAAAAAAAAGGAACCAUUUGAAAAAUUUUUGUCGCCAGGAAGAUUUUUCACUAACUAAGAAUCAUGAAACAUGAUUCUUAUGUUGUUAAAACUGCAGUCUUAGGAAACUCAGCCUCUUCCAUUAUCAUCUACCCCAAUCUGAAGGAGCUGGGCAGCUAAUUUGGUUAAAGUCAGUCUUGAGGAUUAGUAGUAUUACUUUUAGAGUUCCCGACGUAGGCCCCAACUGAAGGUUUUAGAGAAAGGAAGUACAUCUAUAAUUGAAUUGUUAAGGCUUAUUACCGUGCUUCGCACAAAGUAGACUCUCCAAAGUAUUUGUUGGCUUGGAAAUAUUGUUAAAGGUGGUUAUCCCACCCUUUGCCUGCUUUGCCAGAUGCAGCUGGGUUCCCCGGCUGACUCUAUUUUACACUACUUAAUAGAAACACAAACUUGGAAAUUGUGCCACUGACCCAGCUGGAGCAGUGUUCGGUGUGUAUGCUAAUACCUCAGUUCAGAGAGGUAGCAGCUAGGUAUACUUUGCCUUAAGCAAAGCCAAUACCCGGAUUUACAAAAGUGGUAGUGGUCGUUCACAAAAGAAUUCACUGUGGAAUUCUUUCAGAUACCAAGCUCUCCUAGUAUGUUUGUGGCUAUUUCAUUUACACAAAACUUUUCAGGAACUCCUGUGUUGUUUGAAGCAAGAUAUAUCUAUUCUGAUGUCUCAGUGAAUCAGUCUGUUUAAGCACUUAUCAGGGCUUCCACACAAUUAUUUAUUUUGCCCUAGUUGAUCUCGUUGUUUGCUGCCAUUGGCAUGAAACAGCCAACUGUGGCUGUUACAGUUGUACUUUCAGUCAAUUAUAACUUUGUAAACCAGUGAUUCCCAAUCUUUUUCAAGUUAAGACACCUUACCAUUGCUUAUUUGAUUUUAUGAAACUUGUUCCUUUUUUUUCUCCUUAAAGGAAAAUAAAGCUUUAUGACAUAUUUAUUUUUUUAAUAAAACUAAGCAAAAAUAAAAGUUCCAGUAAUUCUUUAAAACUUUUGUUGUUUUGGUUCCAUUUAAGAUAAGUGAAUUCAGCACAUAGUGGAUGAUCUGUCCUUAAAUGCUUGUUGACUGGUUGAGUGAAUAUGUGACUGAGCGACUGAACAGACCCAAUCAGAGCCUGCUGCUUAAACUUUUGUGCUCCAGGAGUCAGCAGAAACUAUAUUAGGUAGCAGUCACUUGUAAGUUUCACAAGAGAAGACUGAAUAUUUUAUUUUGCAGGUAAAUAUUUGAGGAAAAGGGACAAGUUGUCUUAUCAGCAAACAGCUAUAGUGAAAAAUGAGCAGAUUGUCCCCAUCAACAGGUGCUGAUGGAAACAUGCGAAGGAAUUUUAGAGAUCUUGUCAGCACUCGAGCACCUUAGCUUUCAGCCAACUUAAAGUGAUCUGAUUUGUAAAUGUGAGCAUCUCUGACAGUACUUUCCCUCCAGUGUAAUCAUUUUUAAAUUCCUGUAUAGUACUGUAUAUUGUUUUAAAUAAGCAAGAGCUGUGGAGUCAGCCUAAAUUUUGUAAUGGUUCCAUGGCUUUAAAAACAUACUGAAAAGCAUUCAGUACAUCUUUCUCCCUAGUGACACAACUGUAAUUUACAUCAUUUCAGAAAGCUGGAGCUUAACUCUUUUAAACUAUGGUUAAGAUUGCUAGGGAGAGGCUGCAAAUUCCUUGAGAUAUUCCGUUGUCACAGUCUUGUAGACAGGAAGGCUUUUUUUAAUAUGUGCAGAGUUUAGAAAUACUGGAUCCUUUAUAAUUAUAAAUUCUAAAACCCAACUCUGUGCUUUUUGCAACAAACCUGUUUAUUUUGGUAAAUGAUUAUUUAGAUAUUGAAGAGAAUCAUGAGGGCCCUGUUCUUUAAAGAAGAAUUUUUAUUAUACUAGGUCUGAAAAUGACUGAAAAAGAAUGUGUUCAACACCCAAACAGUGCUGUACAGUCAAUUUAAAUCAGAGGGGUUUUUCUUUCUUCAUUUAAGGAAGGUAAGAUAACUACAAAAUGUUCCUGGUUUUUCUUACUUGGGAUCAAAUAAUCAAAAUGUAUUUAGAAAAUUCUGUAUACUUCUAAAAUCAAAUCCAUAUUGUUUAUGUUGUUGCUGUUGUGUGUGUGUGUGUGUUUAAAUAACUUAAGCUCUUCAAUUAUACCAUAAUUUUGGAAAAAUCACCUUUUUUAUGGUUAGUUUUCUCAUAUUUGAAACAAGUUUUUUUGUUUUGUUUCAUGGAGUUUUUUUUUUUUUUUUUUUUUUUUUGAGACUACAAAUAAGAAUAAUCCAACUUUGAGAUCCUAUAAUGCAAAAAUGUUUUGUAAAGUCCUGUACUAAACUGAUAGUGUUUUCAUCUACAAAUUAAAAGCCAGAUACAGGUAUGCCUAAAUAGCUCAAUUAGUUAAGUA